Hermetia illucens (black soldier fly) is the source of this 1069-nucleotide messenger RNA. RefSeq lists its product as uncharacterized. The transcript has 4 exons. The coding region runs from base 136 to 999 and encodes 287 amino acids. The record is from RefSeq and is a predicted model, not a curated record. NCBI's taxonomy places the organism in Eukaryota, Metazoa, Arthropoda, Insecta, Diptera, Stratiomyidae.
AAAAUCCCCUGACCAAGCACUUUUCGCUGAACUGCUGAACUAAUUCUUUGACCCAAAUUCUUAUAAAAAGCUAGAUUUACAGGUAAAUCUCGACAAUUAAAAUUUGCAGACUAAGCUAAGCUGAUUCACCGCGAGAUGCACAUUAGACUACAGAUUUUAGUGGUAGUCACGUUAGCGCUUACAAUUUUCACUGGCUCGACAUACGGAGGAUGCUCUUGUGGUGCCUCGUCAACGACGGGUGUCUGCGGCUGCCAGGAAAGGAUACCUCGCCCAUAUCCGCGAGCUAAACCUGUAGACCCGAAGCUCUUGCCAAUUGGAGAUACCUGCUCUUGCGGUCAUACCAUUGUGCAGCCCGCCAUCCCACCGAAGCCACUAUGUAGUAGCAUUAGCCUAGAGCCACCGCAACAACUGGGCUGCCAGGAGAAAACUAUGCGUGCCCCCGAAUCUUAUCAAGGCCCACACGUGAACCCAAACUUGGUGUAUGGAAGCAAGCACAAGCCAGAAUACAAGCCUCUUCCUGCUGACGCAGUAAGUUUGAGCUUGGCGUAUCAACUGGCACGAAGCUUGAGGCGUCCUGUUCCCGAAGACAAACUUCAAUACGGAUUUCGCGUCCAACCAUUGAAUGGGGUUGUCAAGAAAAUUAAGGCCAACGUUCCAGAAGAACGCCUGCUGGGCUUGAAUCGGGCAAUCGUUGAGCUUAAAGCCGCUGCCAUUUCAGAACAUCACGAAGACGACGACGAUGAUAUUGAAGCCGCACAGCAGGAGGCACGUUCGCCAGGAUACCUCACCUAUGGAGAUAUUGGGUACUGUCCGGAGAAGUAUCCCAGCAAGACAUUCAAUAUCAGGGUUCCAUCACUGCCACUGGAUUCACUUUGUGCUGAUCUCCCAGCCAAGCCGGAUCCGCUUUGUGGUUACAGACCCGGGAAGAUCACUAUUAACGAACCCGAACAUGAUCGUUAUGGCCACGGUAUUGAAGAUUGUUUGGAGGGAAACCCAUGAGAAAGUUAGUUUUGUUCGGUAGUUAAGAUAGUCAAAUUGUGAUAAGACUUGCACACGUUCUCAGCUUAGA